GUCUUCUGGUUUCUCUUCGGUACUUUAGUUUUUAAUGGUGAGUUGGUAUUUGUUUUAGUGUUAACAUAAACUUUCUAAUCGUAAAAACAAUAAUGAUAAAAUUUUCAGUACCAAGUAUAAAUCGCUACAGCAAUAAAAUUCCUGGCAGACUCUCCAUAGGAAUAUGGUUAUUCGCUUCUGUAAUUUUAGUUUCAUGUUACAGCGGAAAAUUAAUGGUAUCUUUAAUGGCUCAAAAGGCUGCUUACGUCCCUACCACAUUCGACGAAUUAGCACGUGAUGUAAAAAGUGGCGAAUUUUCGUGUGGAGCUCCAAACGGCGAAGCUAUUACUUCUUUUAUUUUGGAAUCAACAUUUGGGAAUGCAAAGAUAUUCAAGGAACAUAUAAUUUCCACCAAUAAUAUAUUCUAUAUAGAAGAGAUUUAUGAAAAAGUCAUGAAAGGCCGCUUUGCAUUCAUACAAACUGAUCUUUUCAUAGGAUUAAUAAGGAAAGAAAAUGAUUUCAGUGAAGUUUUAAUUUCAAAAGAUACACUUGUUACCUACACAACAGCAUACGGAGUAAGAAAAGGAUUUCCAUACAAGAAAUAUCUGGAUGAAAUAAUUAUUCGACUUUUCGAAGCGGGAAUUAUUAAUAAAGUCGAAGGAUUGGAAAGAGAAAUGACACCACCAAAAUCAUCUAAAUUUCGUUCUUUGACUCUCGAUGAUUUCUUCAGUCCAUUCAUUUUACUUGUAAUUGGAUAUAUAUUGUCUACAAUCUGUUUCAUUAUUGAAUUUCUGUUUUGCCGAAAAACAUCUUUCUUGCAAUUAUUAUAAAUUUAACUAAUUACUUAUU
This is a messenger RNA of Centruroides sculpturatus (bark scorpion), 828 nucleotides long. RefSeq names its product glutamate receptor ionotropic, kainate 2-like. The record is from RefSeq and is a predicted model, not a curated record. NCBI's taxonomy places the organism in Eukaryota, Metazoa, Arthropoda, Arachnida, Scorpiones, Buthidae. The coding region runs from base 93 to 809 and encodes 238 amino acids. The transcript is spliced from 3 exons.